UUUGUGUUAUGGACUGGUCCUUGCGUAGCGCUCACGUUUAACUCAACACAGUUUUAGUGAUAGUUUUAUGUGUUUUAAAAAAUAUUUAAAUGUAAGAAAGUACGUUUUAUUUAUAAGUGGUUUUUAUAGGAAAUACUCUGUGUGAGUCAAGAAUCUCAAACUACCAGGAUGGCAAGCAAAGCAGGAGUACGAUUCGAGGAAGCGGAGAAGAAGCGAGGCAAGAUCCUUGCGUGGACCGGCCUCACGUUCGCGACCGUGGGCUGGAUGUUCCGAUCUUCUCCCACCGCUGUGACCCUGGUAGCAGCUCUGUCGGCUUACCUUAUGAGCGGAGAUCGAUACCAGUGGGUCUACAUUUGGAGGAAGACCGUUUAUCGGGAUAUGCUAGGUCUUCGCGUGCUCCUAGUGACGAUGUUCAGAGUAUGGCGCUGGGAGCGUCGCGGCACCACCGUGGUGUCCCGCUGGGCAGAGAUAGCCAAGCGGACGCCGGACAAAGACGCCUUUGUCAUGGGGGACAGAUCUGUCACUUUCAAACAGGGAGAUGAAUUCAGCAACAGAAUAGCGUGGUACUUCAAGAGGCAAGGGUUCAAGCGCGGUGAAGUCAUAGCCCUAUACAUGGAGACUCAACCAGAGUAUGUGUUCCUGUGGCUAGGACUGGCCAAGCUUGGGGUCACCACUGCCCUGAUCAAUAAUAAUCUGAGGGGGAACCAACUGAUCCACUGUUUGAGGGUCGCUGGAUGUAAGGCGCUGGUUUUCGGCGACGAGAUGGCUGAUGCCGUAAAAGAAAUUCAGACGGAGCUACUUGACGUCCCCUUCUUCCAAUUCAACGCCCCUGAGCGACCCACAUCUCCAAUCCUUGGAGAUUCAGUAGCUUUAUCUGCAGAAGUGAAUGAGAUGCCUGCAGACCCCAUAGGCGAUGGUCUAGACUCGAAACCAAGAGAUACCCUCCUGUAUAUUUAUACAAGUGGAACGACUGGGUUUCCUAAAGCUGCUAUUAUUACUAAUAUUAGGUUCCUCCUGAUCCCGUCAGGAGUGCACGCGUCAGCCCGCCUGUCCUCCUCUGACGUCAUCUACGACCCCCUACCCCUACACCACACGGCGGGGGGUGUGCUCGGCGCCGGGCAGGCCCUGGUGUUCGGGUGUACCGUGGUGCUGAGGAAGAAGUUCUCCGCUUCGAAUUAUUGGAGCGACGCCGCGAAGUAUAAGUGCACGGCUGCUCAAUACAUAGGUGAAAUCUGCCGGUAUUUGCUGUCCAUGCCUCCGGGGCCAGCGGACCAGUCGCACCAAGUCAAGGUGAUGACCGGCAAUGGACUGCGACCUCAGAUCUGGCAGCAAUUCGUCGAGAGGUUCGCUGUGGAGAGGGUGGUAGAGUUCUAUGGCGCGACUGAGGGGAAUAGUAAUCUUGUAAACUUGGAUUCUAAAGUAGGUGCCAUAGGAUUCCUGAGUCGCCUGGUGUCAUCGAUAUAUCCAUUGACUUUGGUCAAGUGCGAUGAGAUAACCGGAGAAAUACUGAGGGAUAGCAAUGGAAGAUGCAUCACUUGUGGGCCUCAUGAGCCAGGCCUAUUCCUCGGCAAAAUCGACGCAAAGAAGGCAAUCCUAACAUUCGCCGGCUACGCCGACAAGACAGCUUCAGAGAAGAAAAUGGUGAAGAAUGUGAAAGUAGACGGAGACUGCUACUUCAACACUGGAGACAUUCUGGUAAUGGACCACUUCGGGUAUUUCUACUUCAAGGACCGCACUGGGGAUACGUUUAGGUGGCGAGGUGAGAACGUCUCUACAGCAGAAGUGGAGGGCGUGAUCAGCUCACUCAUCGGACUGAAGGACGCCAUCGUUUAUGGAGUAUCGAUACCAAACGUAGAAGGCAGAGCUGGAAUGGCAGCCAUAGCGGACCCAGAAAAGAAACUGAACCUUGUAACUUUAGCUAAAGGCUUAAAAACGAAAUUACCUGUCUACGCGAGGCCACUGUUCGUCAGAAUUCUACCAGAACCUCCAUUGACUGCUACUUUUAAGCUGAAGAAAAAGGAACUUCUAGAAGAUGGAUACAAUCCUAAUACCGUCACUGAUCCUUUGUUUUAUUUGGACCAGAAGAUGGGAGAGUUUGUACCGCUGACUCCGAAGCUUUAUGAUGAUAUAGUCCAAGGAGUGGUAAGGUUGUGAUGAGUGUCAUAUUUGUAUGGGUACUCUUGUAAAAAUAUCAACCUUAUAAAAUAUUAGUAGUCUAUGUUAUCAACAAAGAAAGUUCUAUGUUAGAUAUCUGAGCUAUUGAUAAAUCAUCUUCUGAUGAUAAAUUUAAAACGUUGAUUAUAUUGAUGAAACUGAUGUAUAUUUUCAUAAAUUGAUUAUUAAGCGUGUAGAUAUUUUAUGUACCUAGUUGUUUUUAUGUCUUAGAUGUAUCUAUUAUGAUUGGCUGUACCUUACACCUGUAUUCCCAAUAAGAUACGAAACUUAUACUGAGUUGCACAAAGAAAGUUUAAGCUAAUGUCGGUAUUAAAUCUAUUGCUGCCUUGCUUUUACAGUAUACGGACAGAAAGAGACAGACAUAGGCUUAAUGCUGACAUUAGCUUAAUGUUCCUUUCUGCAACUCGGUAUAAAUAUUAUAAAAAAAUCGUUACUACCUAACUGUCUCCUAAACGAAAACAUGGGAUGAGACAAAUAUGUAGUUGUAGGUACAGCGUAAUUGCUCAAAAUCAACCCAUAGGAAUACUGUAAAGACAACAAGUUGUAAGCUUUAAUUUGAAUAGAAUUUAAAAUUAAUUAAAUGCCAUGUCAUUUAACUUGCCAAUGAAAUCUCGAAUGUAGUUUAGUUGUAGUAUAAGAAAAGCAAAUAUAAGCCGUUAACAUUA
This is a messenger RNA of Plutella xylostella (diamondback moth), 2840 nucleotides long. RefSeq names its product Fatty acid transport protein 3 (gene Fatp3). Gene Ontology annotation, biological process: long-chain fatty acid import into cell; long-chain fatty acid metabolic process. NCBI's taxonomy places the organism in Eukaryota, Metazoa, Arthropoda, Insecta, Lepidoptera, Plutellidae. The record is from RefSeq and is a predicted model, not a curated record. Gene Ontology annotation, molecular function: long-chain fatty acid-CoA ligase activity; long-chain fatty acid transmembrane transporter activity. Gene Ontology annotation, cellular component: endoplasmic reticulum membrane; plasma membrane.